GGCUUGUGAGGUUAAAUACGGGAUCUGGAACAGUGGGGGAGAUUAAGAUACCGGCAUCGUAGGGAGGUAGCUCAGUGAAACGGUACAAACGAAAUUCUUUAAGCGAGCAAUUUAUAAUUGCCACAAAGCGCUGGUUAGGAGCGGAUUUCGGUACCCGUGAGAAGACAGGAAAUAUUCUGACUAGCUACCUGCUUUACAGGAAAAAAAAUGUUACUUCGGCGUUCCGAUAACUAGAUUUCCUUUUACAUUACAAUUCUCGAUCCGUUUUUUUUUAUUUAAAAAAACAAGCUAGUCACCGCGUACACUGGAAUUUCUUUCAAAAAGAAAUCUCUCGGCUUUGUUAUACUCGGCAUCCUAAAGGAGAAACUCGAAAGGAUUUUUUUUUUCCCCCACAUAGCUAUGCCAAAGGAGCUCAAGCAGACUCGCCUCCAAAAGAUCUGGAUUCCUUCUAAGGAUGAUAGACCAGCUAUACCUCGUAGAUCUGGCGAUCCCCGUCUAACCAAUUCUCCCACUGUGAUUGUUAUGGUUGGCCUGCCUGCUCGAGGGAAGACCUACAUCUCCAAGAAGUUGACGCGCUACCUCAACUGGAUCGGAGUCCCCACUAAAGUGUUCAAUGUUGGGGAGUAUCGCCGGGAAGCAGUCAGACAUUACAGCUCCUAUGACUUCUUCAGGCCAGAUAAUCAAGAUGCCAUGAAAAUUCGACAACAAUGUGCCUUAGCUGCUUUAAGAGAUGUCAAAUCCUACCUUACUGAAGAAGGUGGUCACAUCGCUGUCUUUGAUGCCACCAACACCACGAGGGACAGGAGAGACCUGAUCCUUCAUUUUGGCAGUGAGAAUGGAUUUAAGAUUUUUUUCAUUGAAUCGGUUUGUGAAGACCCUGAUGUCGUUGCGACAAAUAUUAUGGAAGUGAAGGUGUCUUGUCCAGAUUACAAAGACUGCAACAGGACAGAUGCCAUGGAAGAUUUCCUCAAGAGAAUCGAAUGUUACAGAGCUUCUUAUCAGCCUCUGGAUCCUGAUCACUAUGACCGGGACCUUUGUUUCAUCAAAGUCAUAGACGUUGGACGGAGGUUUCUUGUGAACAGAAUCCAGGACCAUAUCCAAAGUAAAAUUGUUUACUAUCUGAUGAACAUCCAUGUGCAGCCCCGACACAUCUACCUGUGUCGCCAUGGCGAGAGUGAGCACAACCUUCAGGGCAGGCUUGGCGGCGACUCGGGCCUGUCUGUCCGGGGGAAAAAGUUUGCUGGAGCACUGUCCACGUUUCUGGAAGAGCAGAACCUAAAGGACCUCAGAGUUUGGACAAGCCAGAUGAGGAGGGCAAUACAGACUGCUGAGGCCCUGGGAGUCCCAUACGAGCAGUGGAAAUCUCUUAAUGAGAUUGAUGCUGGCGUGUGUGAGGAAAUGACUUAUGAAGAAAUUAAAGAGCAGCACCCUGAGGAAUUCGCUUUGCGUGAUCAGGACAAAUACUAUUACCGCUAUCCAAAAGGAGAGUCUUACCAGGACCUUGUGCAGCGGUUGGAGCCUGUCAUCAUGGAGUUGGAGAGGCAGGAGAAUGUGCUGGUUGUCUGCCAUCAAGCUGUCAUGAGGUGUCUUCUGGCUUACUUCCUGGACAAGAGCGCAGAUGAGAUGCCCUACCUCAAGUGCCCUCUGCAUACAGUAUUGAAACUCACUCCAGUUGCUUAUGGCUGCAAAGUUGAAUCCAUCUGCUUGAAUAUUGAGGCAGUGAACACACACAGGGAGAGACCAGAGGAUGUAAGGAAGGGCCCCAGCACGCUCAUCAGGAGAAACAGUGUCACCCCGCUGGCAAGUCCCGAGCCUACUAAAAAACCCCGAAUUAAGAGCCUAGAUGAUCACAUGCCAUCGACCUCGUCUGCAGCUCUGCCAGUGUGCGCAGCUUCUGAAAUUCCCACUUCUCUACCUGGACAACAUUGGCUUGGCAAAGCUUGUCUACGAACAGUUUUCCAUUAUCUCAAAGUUAUCUCCUUGCUAGUGUUUCAAAGAACAUAAAAAGGAAAACUUCGGGACUGCACGAUGUCUUAGAAGAUUGCCAGUGAAUCUCAAAACUGCCACUCCACCUGCAUUUUGGAUAUUGAUCAGAAAAAUGACCGUGACCUGUCUAAAAUGGAUGUCGACUUCUUCCUUUGUUUUUGUUCAUUCUCGUCAUCUGAACUGAAACGAACUGCUCUAGGCUCGGUAACUAAUAUUGAUUUGAUCGUUUUCAUAACUAUGUAAAUGAAUGUCUUGCCAGCAUAAUUUGUAAAUGUUUGGAAAAUGGUUUGGCAAAUAAGGAAAUAUCUGGUUUCUGACAUUUUUCUUGGUACCUGUAAAUAGUGUGUGUGUGUGUACAGUUCAAGUGAAAGAUGAUGGUUCAAUAAACCUAUUUAUAUUAACGUUUGUAGAACUGAGAAACAAGAAGGGAGAAAUCUUGUUCCUUUGUUUUACAACUGUGGUUCAGUAAAGGCUUUAGCCUGAGUUUACAAUGAUGUUGAAAGAAAAUGCUGAUUUUGCUCUACAUAAAAGAAACAUUAUGUCCUAGUACCCAUCAAAUACAGUAUGUAUUGUAAUUGUAGCCUGUUAGGUUGGAGAAAGUUGCUCUGGCAGUCUUAAAACUGUCAUUGUUAUUAGAUGAAGAGAAAGUUUUUAAUAAAAACUGAAGACCUUUUCCCCUACCACCACCACAAUCUACAUGACUGCACUUUUACAAACUAAACUUUAACCAAAAUGCACCUUCAGUGUAGCUCCAAACUUGUUUUUGGGACUUAUUGUGCUGGAUAAGAAUGCACUAUUGCGAAAAAAUGCUAUCACAUCCUAGAAACGUUAAUAAAAAAAAAAUAUAGACCAUGUAUCAAAUACCAAUUGUUCCUCUACUACAGCUUGGAAUGUAUAAUUUGUCUUGACGUGAGUUGAGCUCUGCUUAUUUUAUAAUUGGGGUUUCAGUCACAUGGGUCAGGACAGGCUUAUACCCAAAAUGACAUGUAAAUGUUUACAGCUUUAGUCCACUGUAACCAAAUUUUUGUUUGUCUGUACCAAGCAAGCAUUAAAGCUAGGACCUGGAUUAAGUCAAAAACUUCAGACCACCUGCACAUUGUAGCUCGGUGACAGUUUUCCACUGGGUAAGAAACCAGACCUUUCUGGCAAAGAGGAAGCUAUGGCCAAGAGCCGGCAUUGUCUCGGAGCCUUCAUUUAAUUUGGUUCUAGGCAUCCUUUUUCCAAAGCUAAUAAUGGGAUGACGAGGAAUGUAAAACAUUUGUAGAUAUUUCCAUUGUAUUACAAAGUUUUUAUAUUUAAGUCUUUAUUUUCUUAUUUUUUAUUUUUGUAAUGUGGUUUUGGGCUGUCUCUGUGUGCCAGCUGGUAUUAAGCACCACAGAGUCUUUAUUGAGAUAAAAUGAUGGAGAUCCUAUGGAGCUCAGCGGCAGGGUACUAACCAGCUUAUAACUGGAAAUGAUGGCUUGACUGAAGUAGCCCCUUUUUAUUUUCAAACCUUAAUUUAUUUUGACCAUUUUUCUUGAUUGUUUUUGGGACAUUUUUAAAUGUAUUUUUAAAGCAUGUCAGAAUGAUGAGCUCUGUAUGUUACUUCACUUUAUAAAUUGGGUCUGUUGGUGUACGUGCUGCGAUUUUUUGUUUUUCUUCUUCCAAGAAAUAUUAAGCAAUAUUGUUGUGUGACUGGAAUCGAUGGUUGAGUUUUGUAAGGGAUAUAUCUGGGAAAAUUAAGUAUUUUCUUCUCGGAAUUGUAAAUUAUAAUGUCCUUAGUGAUGCCGUACGCUGUCAAGUGGAUAGGUUUGAAAGAGGUUAACCACAGUGCCUAGUGCGUGACUUGCACAGUGAACACUGCUUUAUUAAUGAAGUUGCACGAUUAAAGGGCUGGAAAUUAGAAUCUUGGCCCUUAGCUCGUUAAGUGUUGCACUUGCUACUCUUCUGUUCUUAUUUUUAUGUAUCAUUUUAGUUUUUUUUUUGUAGAACUUGUGAUUAUUUUUUGUUAGCUUAGGUAUGUACCUGAUUCUUUACCAGUUUAUUUACCAAUGCUGCUUAUUUUAUAGAUGUAAGAUGGUGCUCAUCAUUUUAAUGAUGUACUUACCAUCCCUUUUUACAGAAAUCUGCAGUGUAACUUCUAAUCAAACUUACCCUUUUAGGAGGGAAAUUAUUGGAGGGAAAGCUACUUAAUAUUUGAACAUGAGUGUAGAAAUGUUAUUUAAUUUCAAGCAAGUGAAAAGUUCCAGCUUUAUUUUUAUAAGCAGGUUUCAUUACGAAUGCACUACGGACAGCUCUGAGGCUACUGAAUUCUUGAAGCAUUCUUUAAGUAGAGCAAAUUGCAUUACAGUGUUAAUCUAAUGGUAAUAGAUCUGUUUCCUUCAUUAAACUGCCUAAACAGAACAAAAAUCGGCUACAUGCAGUCAGGUGACUUUUGUUUGCUUCUUAUACUUGAAUAUUUUUAGGUUUUGAGCAGUUAGACUUAUUUAUUUGUAUCUAAACUUUUUUUUGGAGACCUGCAGUACGUAGUUGUGGCAUCAAUCCUGUUGUGUGUACUCUUAAUUGUCUGAGGUAUGCUUGUGAUGAAAGGAAGUGACUGUGUUGAGAGAAACAGGGUAUGCCUUUCAGAAAUUUGUAUAUUUUGCAGUUGCUGGACCAAUAAAUUCUUUAAACAUCA
Molecule: messenger RNA, 4642 nt
Organism: Lepisosteus oculatus (spotted gar)
Lineage: Eukaryota; Metazoa; Chordata; Actinopteri; Semionotiformes; Lepisosteidae
Gene: pfkfb3
Product: 6-phosphofructo-2-kinase/fructose-2,6-biphosphatase 3
Biological process (GO): fructose 2,6-bisphosphate metabolic process; fructose metabolic process
Cellular component (GO): cytosol
Molecular function (GO): ATP binding; 6-phosphofructo-2-kinase activity; fructose-2,6-bisphosphate 2-phosphatase activity
Source: RefSeq, a predicted model, not a curated record